UUCCAAUUAGCCUUCUCUUCAAAUACAAAAAAAAAGUAGAGGAAGAAAUGGCAACGAGAGAAACAACUUUAACAGUUGAAGGGAUUGUCCCUUUCUUUCCAAGUAUUAUGGCUAUACAACCAUUUGAUGGAGGAGGGGAAUUUAAUUCAAGUCAUUGUAUUUGUUCUGAUUUACAACACGAAGAUUAUUCACCUUUAUAUGCUUGGUUUAAUUAUAUUGUUAUUAUUGUUAUGUUACCUUCCCUUUCUGUAUUUGGUGUAUUAACUAAUUUUGUUAAUAUUUUUGUUUUUACCCGUCCUUGUAUGAAAAAUUCAUCAAAUACUUAUUUACUUUUCUUGGCCUUCUCAGACUUUUCUGUUGUUUUGACUGGAUUAUUUAUUUUUUGGAUAGACUCUGCACGUUCUUAUAUUCCCCAAUUAGUACAAGCACCCUACACUACAGUAUAUACUUUACCUUUUGGAUAUAUGGCACAAUCCUGCUCUAUUUAUUUUACUGUAGCAGCUGCUUUUGAUUGUUAUAUUUGUGUUUGUUGGCGCAAACACUCCCCCUUUCACUGCACAAUUAAAAAAGCCAAAAAUAUAAUUUAUUUAACAAUUAUUUGCUCUAUAAUUUACAAUUCUUUACGUUUUCCACAAUUUAAUUUGAGAAAAUGUAUUCACGAUGGAAGUGGGGAUAUGAUUAUUGAAAUAUGCCCAACAUAUUUAUUUUAUCAUAUAAACACUAUUUAUAAUGUUUAUUUAUAUAUGUUUGCAAUGACUUUAUUUCCUUUUUUUAUUUUGUUACUUUUAAAUACUUUAAUUAUUAUUCGAAAAUCUGUUGAUGCAAAACAUUCAAGACAAUUAAAGAAAAGUAUUUCCAUUUCUUCUUCCUCUUCCCCAACAAUUCAACAACAAAAUAAUUCAAUAAAUUCACCAAUUAUUUAUCAUAAAAAUGGAAAUUUAAAAUUUUCUCCAUUAAAAAGUGCCCCUUCUAUUGAAUCUACGGGAACUAUAAAUCCAAGUUCUGAUGAAACAAUUACUAUGGUUAUGGUUGUUGUUUUAUUUUUGUGUUGCAAUACUCUUUCACUUAUUGUUAAUUUAAUUGAAACUUUUUUUGAACCAGAUCCUCUUUUAUUAAAUUUAUUAUCAGAUGCUAGUAAUUUUUUGGUUGUUUUUAAUUCUUCUGUUAAUUGUGUUAUUUAUUUAAUUUUUAAUAAAGAAUAUAGAGAAGUUUUUAUAAAAUAUUUUGCAAAAUGUUUUUCUUGUUUUGGUUAUUAUAUUGAUAAAAAUAAUAAUGGAAUAAAAAAUGGAAAUAUUAAUUUAUUAAAUCAAAAUAAUUCAAAAUUUGUAAAUGAUGGAAAUCAUUUAAUAACGACAACUUCAACAAAUAUAUCAGAAUCAGUUUCCCCUGUUUGGCUUCAAUGUCCGUGUAUUUCCCAAUUUAAAAGUCAACACAAUUUUUGUCAUUCUUGUCCAUAUAGAAAAAAUAAAAAUUUAAAAAAAUUAAAUUCAAUUAAAUGGAAAGCUGGAAAUUUGUAUGUAGAAAUUGAAAAUGAAACAAAAAAUAUUUUGGAGGAUAAAGAAGGAAAUGAAUUUAUUUGUAAUGGAGGAAUUAAAAAAGGAAAACAUCCAAUUAUUCGAAGUCCAUUACCUUGUUUAAUCACAGCACAAUCAUUAAAUAAUGGAAAAUGUAAAACAUUAAAAAUUGUUGAGAAAGACGAAGACAAUUUAUUAAUAAAUACCCCUUCACAUUUAACAUUUAUUCAAUCUUUAAAUAAAAAGCCGGAAAUUGAAUCAACAUUUUAUAGAAAAAAUAAUGGAAGAAAAAAUGAAUUUAUUAAAUUAUUAGCAGAAGUUGAUGGAAGAAAUUGUAGUAGUAUAUUGCCUGUUACUGAAUUAUAA
Molecule: messenger RNA, 1880 nt
Organism: Meloidogyne enterolobii
Lineage: Eukaryota; Metazoa; Nematoda; Chromadorea; Rhabditida; Meloidogynidae
Source: the annotation of a GenBank genome assembly